Messenger RNA from Meloidogyne enterolobii, 1343 nucleotides. The record is from the annotation of a GenBank genome assembly. Lineage: Eukaryota; Metazoa; Nematoda; Chromadorea; Rhabditida; Meloidogynidae.
UUUUUUUAAUUUUUAGUCAACACUCUAAAGGUUUGCUGAGAAUAUCCUUUCCUUUAUUUAAACAAUUCGUCAGAAUCCUCUUUCAUCACAUCAAUGCCAUACAGCUAGAAAUUUACGUACUUCUCCAAUUCACCACAGUUUGAGGGAUGCUGGUGCCGUUUUUGCAGAAAUAAUGGGUUAUGAAAGGAUUACCUCGCCCAUCAAAUUUCUCUGGCGAAGAUCAACUUGUUGGAAAACCUAAAUGGUUCCCACUUGUCUCGAAGGAAUAUUCAACUUGUAGAGAACGAGUUGGACUUAUUGAUAUGACAAGUUUUUCAAAAUUUGACAUUCAAGGCGCUGAUGUUGUUCCUUUAUUGCAACGCCUCUGUUCUGGAAAUAUUGACUGUCCAGUUGGAACAACAGUUUAUACUGGAAUGCAAAAUGAUCAUGGAGGAUACUUGACUGAUUUAACUUUAAGUCGAAUGGGAUUACACUAUUAUUUUAUAGUUGCUCCAACUGUCCAACAAGUUCGUUUAGCUCUUUGGAUUAAAAAAUGGGCAAAUGAAUGGAAAAUGAAUAUUCAACUUCAGGAUGUGACAAAUGCUUUUACAGCGCUAGAUAUUGUUGGACCAGCAUCUAGAGCUUUAAUGAGUGAAGUUACUGGAAAAACUAUGUCUCCUAACGAAUUGUCUCCUAACGAAUUUCCUUCAUUUUCUUUUAGAGAAAUGCAUAUUGGGUUAGCUGGACCAAUUCGAGUAAUAAGUGUUACACAUUGUGGUGAACUUGGUUGGAUGCUUUAUAUUCCGAAUGAGGUGGCUCAAAAUGUUUAUGAACAAUUAAUUGAAGCUGGUUCUCUACAUGGAUUAAAGCAUUGUGGAUAUUAUGCAUUAAGACAUUUACGUAUCGAAAAAUUUUAUGUUUAUUGGGGUCAGGAUAUUGGUAGUGGAACUACACCUGUCGAAUGUGGUCGGGCUUUUCGUGUUGAUUUUGAUAAAGAAUUUAUUGGAAAAGAAGCUUUACAAAAACAAUUAGAUAGAGGAGUAAAUAAACGUUUUGUCCAACUUUUAUUAGAAAAUCACAAUUUGGAAACUGACCCGUGGCCUCAAGGGGAAGAACCAAUUUAUCGGAAUGGAAAAUUGGCAGGUUGGACAACAACAGCGGCAUAUGGAUUUACUCUUGGAUGUCACGUUUGUUUGGGUUAUAUAGAGAACAAAGAAUUUGGCUUGACAACAGAAUUUUUGAAUAAAGGAAGUUAUGAAGUCGAAUUAGCGGGAAAGCGAUUUACAUGUAAAGUUAAUUUACACUCACCUACAUUACCUAUGUUUUCAUCUGAACAUCCACAACAUUAUAGACCUACACAAUAA